Messenger RNA from Frieseomelitta varia, 1228 nucleotides. RefSeq names its product replication factor C subunit 4. The transcript is spliced from 6 exons. Gene Ontology annotation, cellular component: DNA replication factor C complex; nucleus. Gene Ontology annotation, molecular function: DNA binding; ATP binding; DNA clamp loader activity. Gene Ontology annotation, biological process: DNA repair; DNA-templated DNA replication. Lineage: Eukaryota; Metazoa; Arthropoda; Insecta; Hymenoptera; Apidae. Bases 98 to 1171 code for a protein of 357 amino acids. The record is from RefSeq and is a predicted model, not a curated record.
UUGGUAUAGUAUAGUUGAAAGAAAAUUGCGCGGGAAGAAAUACCGUUAUACCGGUUAAAAUUCAUUUGUUGCAAAAAGUUCAGGAUAUAAAGGAAUUAUGCAGGCUUUUCUAAAAACUGGGAAAUUAGGGCCUGGUGAUUCUAAGAAGGCUUCGACUUCACGUUCGAAAGAGGAACGUAGCAGUCCUGCAGCGCCAUGGGUUGAAAAAUAUCGACCAAGAACUGUAGAAGACGUUGUGGAACAAGCAGAGGUAGUAGAAGUAUUGCGACAAUGUUUGAAGGGUGGAGAUUUUCCAAAUCUGUUAUUUUAUGGCCCACCUGGAACUGGCAAAACAAGUACUAUAUUAGCUGCGGCUAGGCAAUUAUUCGGUAGCCUCUACAAGGAAAGAAUAUUGGAAUUAAAUGCUUCUGAUGAAAGAGGUAUCCAAGUUGUGAGAGACAAAAUCAAGUCUUUUGCACAGCUUACGGCAGGUGGUGUGAGAGAUGAUGGGAAAAGUUGUCCGCCUUUCAAAAUUAUCAUCUUAGAUGAGGCAGAUAGUAUGACUAAUGCCGCGCAAGCUGCACUCCGUCGUACUAUGGAAAAAGAAUCACAUAGCACCAGAUUUUGUUUAAUUUGUAAUUACGUAUCAAGAAUCAUAGAACCUUUGACUUCUCGUUGUACGAAAUUUAGAUUUAAGCCGUUGGGAGAGGAUAAAAUCGUUGAGAGAUUAGAAUACAUAUGUAAAGAGGAAGACUUGAAAGCAGAAAAGGUUGUGUUAUUAAAAAUUGUUGAAGCUUCAGGUGGAGAUUUACGACGCGCUAUAACAUGUUUACAGUCCAUUACAAGAUUGAAAGGCAAAGGCAUCGACAUUACUGUUGAUGACAUCGUUGAAAUUAUUGGGAUUGUUCCUGACAAAUGGUUGGAUGAUUUAAUGAAUGUAUGCAAAACAAAAGAUUAUAGUAAGGCAGAAGAAUUUGUCGAUCAGUUUAUGUUGGAAGCAUAUGCUACGUCUCAGGUUAUUGAGCAACUCAGUGAAAAAAUUAUAUAUUCUAACGAAUUAACAGAUCAACAGAAAGCUCUCAUCGCAGACAGACUUGGGGAGUGUAAUUAUAGGCUGCUAGAUGGCGGAAGUGAAUACAUACAACUAAUAAAUCUUUGUUGCGGUAUUAUAAAAGCUUAUGAAUUAGUAUAAGCUUAUGAAUUAUCGUUUCAAAUAUCUAUGUUAAUAAAUAUUUAUUACCUUUUCUAC